GAGAGAGAGAGAGAGAGAGAGAGAGAGAGAGAAACGUGAGCAGCGGUGUUUCUGACUCAGUCUUCGGUGAGAGAGCAAUGAGAGAGGAUCAUGCAGGGGAUAAGUGUUCUUUCCCAUCUUCACCAUCACCAUCACCAUCUUCAUCUCCAUCUCCAUCAGUCCAUCCAGCCGAGGGAUCAUGUCAGUGAACAGCACCGAGGCGACAGCAGCGGCGGGGAGGGACUACACCUGUGUGCGCUUCUACGUGUCCACCGUCUCCUUCUCGGUUCUCCUCUUCUUCAACCUCCUCAUCAACUGGACCAUCUUGCGCGAGGAGCGGCUCCGGACCUGUGUGCGCUUCGUGCUGGUCUUCCAGCUGCUGGUGUCGGCUCUGCUCCACCUGGGCAUGAGCAGCGUCUUCUACUCCCAGCUGCACCUUGACGCGCGGCCGGGGCGCACCGCCUGCCUGCUCAUGGUGACCGUCCUGAUCAGCAGCGCCUCCUGCAUCCUCCUGACGCUCACGGUGAUGGCGCUGGACCGCUACUGCGCCGUGUGCCACCCGAUGCGCUACACCGACACCUGCACCGCGGGGCACUGGCCCUGGCUGCUGGGUGCGCUCACCUGGAUGGUGGCGCUGGUCAUCCCCCUCAGCCUGCUCCUCCAGCCGAGCCGAGAGGACAACCACCACGGGAAGUGUGGCACGGAGCAGCUGAGGAGAGGCGGCCUGCAGAAGAUGCUGUUCAUCGGGCUGUGCACGAUGCUGAUUCUGUACAGCUAUGUGCGCAUACUGGUGGAGGGGCGGAGGUUAGGGGUGCUCAAUCGGCGCAACCGUGCCGGGUGUCGGACCAUCGCCCUGCACGGCACCCAGCUGGCCGUGUACCUCCUCCCCAGCUUCGUGAGCUUCGUGCUGACGACGCUGCACAAGCACGAUCUGAUCCGGACGCAGACCCGAGAGAUGUCCGCGGUGGUCACCUUCGCCUUCUUCAGCCUGGCGCAGUGCGUCGCGCCAAUUGUUUACGGUUUGCGCAAAGAGGAACUCCUGGAGAAGUUGAGCUACAGGUUCCCCUGCUGCUCCCGGUACCUGAAGAGUGUCCUGGGCUGGACGGUGCGAGGCAGCUGGUUACCCCCCCACCACAGAGCACGGUACGACCCCUACAGGGAGCGAACACACACAGCCCAGACGAUCAUCUCCCAAGAGGUUCCACAAGUCCCAGAGGAGGAGGAGGAGGAGGAGGAGGAGGAAAUGAAGCCAGUGUCAGUCAGGAGUUCCUCACAUGACUCCCACUCAUGUCAGGGUGAUAUGGACAAUGCCUGAUGGGGGGGGACAAUCAGGUCGCUGCCGGGAUCCUGAGUGGCACAGGGACGUUUGGGGAAGUGGCUGGUUUUCUCAGGGCCUCGUGGAAUCUCCUCGGACUUCAUGAGGAGAACAUUCAAACCAGGACGUGCAGCAACGUUAUAUUUUUGACGAAUCACAAGCACAACAUGUGGACUGACAGCAGAGCACAGUGUGGUUCAGGUACUUAGUUCUCUUACUGUGAAAUUACCUUGGCUAGUCCAGGGAUUUAAACCUCAAACUCUUCAGCUCACAAGUCAACCUCUCAGACCUCUUGGCUACAAACAGUCCUGCAUCAUGUGACUGCGAUGGAGGGAAAUGUUGUUUCCAUGUGUUCUUUACCUUGUACAUAUUAAAAAAAGGAAAGCUCUAAGUCUAA
Messenger RNA from Hippoglossus stenolepis (Pacific halibut), 1691 nucleotides. RefSeq lists its product as uncharacterized. Lineage: Eukaryota; Metazoa; Chordata; Actinopteri; Pleuronectiformes; Pleuronectidae. Bases 179 to 1294 code for a protein of 371 amino acids. Gene Ontology annotation, cellular component: membrane. The transcript has 2 exons. Gene Ontology annotation, biological process: G protein-coupled receptor signaling pathway. The record is from RefSeq and is a predicted model, not a curated record. Gene Ontology annotation, molecular function: G protein-coupled receptor activity.